This is a messenger RNA of Pelagomonas calceolata, 1780 nucleotides long. The record is from the annotation of a GenBank genome assembly. NCBI's taxonomy places the organism in Eukaryota, Pelagophyceae, Pelagomonadales, Pelagomonadaceae.
CGUGUGCUCGCGGGCAGCCCCACAGGUGGUCACAGGACCUCGCAUGAUGCUGCGCCCCACGCAUGCGAGCCGUUCGCCGCGUCGACGGCGUGUGCUGCUGCUCAAAUCACCCUGAGAGCAUAGUAUGAGGCGGGCGGCCGCGGCGGCGCUGCUCUGCCUCCCACAAGUGCGGGCCUACGUCGUCUGCCUACCCUACGUCAGCUGCUUCGAGGUCGACGACCAAACACUGAAACUGCAGCUCGAGGCCUACUGGUGCCCGCCGGGCGGCGACGACGACUUUGAUUGGCACGGCGAGGACGCGCAGCUCAAGGCGGGCUGCGUCUUCCGCGGGCUCGAGCUCGUCGCGCGGAUCGGAGCCUUUGGCGGCGACGUCCGCCGGGCCGUCGAGGCGGGCGUCCUGGCAUUGAAUUUGCCGGAACGGGAGACCGUCGAGGCGACGAUCGUGCAAGCGCGGAACGCGACGUGCCAGGCGAUCCUGAGCCUGACGUUGGAAGCGCGGCAAAAUCUCGGCGCGCCGUUCGCGCGGGGCUGCGACGGCGAAACAGUCAGUAUUAUGGCCGAGCGCGACGGCGACGACUGGCAGAGCGAGUGGGAAGGUGAGAGGGCGGAGCGGGCCGACGGGGAGGUCCGGGCCGAGUUUCGAGCUUCGGAAGUCGUGGAGGCGCUCGGCGAAACACCACCAAGGUUCUACCUGACCGCCGUGAGCUGGCGGAGCCCGCAUGUGUCGCGGCGGUGGCGCGGGUGCGAAUCGAAAUGGUCGCACGCCAUGUACGACGCCCUCGCGACGCACCCGGCGCGCGUUUUUGAUAUAAGAGACGCGGACGUCGUGUUCCUCGACGUCGAGACGGCGCAGGAGCGGAACUGGCCGCGCAUGCACGCGGGCGCCGGCACGGCGAACAUGCGUAGGUGGAGAGGGUGCCUGCCCGGCGCGACGAACGACACCUACGGCUGGUUCCCGGACAAGUGGCCGCCGCGGGACCACGGCUACUUGUGGCUGCUCGAGAAGUUUGGGGCCCAGGGUUUACGAAGCCACGCGAAGCUGGUGGUGUUCGACAUGCGCGGUUCGCCUCGACCGUCGGCCGUCGAGCGUGUUGUUGUUGCGGGGGCGGCCCUCGAGGAUGGGUAUAGAGGCGUCCCAUUGCCGACGCCGCGGUUCCCCGGGCCGCGGUAUCCAGUAGAAGCGGCCUGCGCUUCUGGUGGUAUUGUAGCGUUCCGCGGCCGCGACACGCAUAUUGUAAGGCCCUUCCUGAGCGCAUCUGUCAAAACGAGAAACACAAUUAUGACCAUCUGUCGCGACGCUUAUGAUAUAGGAGAGUUCCGCCCCAAGCUCUGUGAAGACGCGGACGACGGCGUCCCCUGCUGCGUCCCGGACGGUGAUUUUCCGUAUGCUGAUUUUAUGAGGAACGCGACCUUUGGAUUAGUGCCGCGGGGCCACUCGCGGUUCUCGUACCGCUUCUUGGAAGUCUUAGAUCAUGGCGCGGUGCCGGUCGUCGUCUCGGACGGGUGGCGGCUGCCUUUUGAUGAUAUCAUCGACUGGGCGGGCGCCGCCUUCCGGGCCUUCGAGGGCGACGCGCCCCACAUCGCGGGGGCGCUGCGGUCCGCCAUUCCACAAGAUUUGGCGUGCCGCAUGGCGCGGCGCGGCGCGGCCCUCGCGCCGCUUUUAGGGAAUUUCGAGGCGGUCCUGGAGUUGUUGUUGCGCUCGCUGCGGCGGCACCUUUCUUAUAGAAUUUAUGAGCGGGGCGGCAAGGUCGUCGUCGACGCGACGCCUCGCAAGUCUUAA